This is a messenger RNA of Bolinopsis microptera, 1297 nucleotides long. Its product is annotated as lipase member J-like. Gene Ontology annotation, biological process: lipid metabolic process. The coding region runs from base 50 to 1246 and encodes 398 amino acids. The record is from RefSeq and is a predicted model, not a curated record. Gene Ontology annotation, molecular function: hydrolase activity, acting on ester bonds. The transcript has 8 exons. NCBI's taxonomy places the organism in Eukaryota, Metazoa, Ctenophora, Tentaculata, Lobata, Bolinopsidae.
CCUCCGUUUUAGUGUUGUCCUGUUAUACUAGAUCUAGUACGUCUCGAAGAUGGGCAAUUGGCGGCCCAUGACCACAUGUACUUGGUUGACCACUUUGGUCACUAUGGUGAUCUUUAUCAUGUUGUGUGAUUGUCACGUGGAUCCGGAGUGUCACAUGACGACACCUCAGAUCAUCGAGUACUACGGACACAAAGUUGAAACUCACAAUGUCACAACUGAGGAUGGAUACAUUUUGACCAUCCACAGAAUUAUCCAGAAAACUGCCGCCCAAAAGGGAGUGGUAUUCCUUCAGCAUGGGUUACUGGACAGUAGUGCUACAUGGGUAAUGAACACGUACAACAAUAGUCUGGGGUUUGUUCUGGCUCAGGCUGGCUAUGAUGUUUGGCUGGGGAAUGUUCGAGGGAAUUACUACUCCCAGAAACACACCACUCUUACCACAAAAGAUCCAGAGUACUGGAACUUCAGUUUUGAGGAACACGCCAAGUACGAUCUCCCAGCAAUGUUGGAAUAUGUAUUGAAAAACAGCUGGCAUCAUGGGUUACUUUCCUACGUGGGACAUUCACAGGGAACUCUGAUGGCACUGAUAGAAUUCUCAAGGAACAAGGAGCUGGCCGGUAAGAUCAAUCUCUUCACAGCACUAGCGCCGGUGGGAAGGAUUAACAAAGCUGUCGGGGCCUUCAUACUCUUGUCGGAUAUUCUCCCUGAAAUCUUAGCUAUCACUGAUAAACUUGGUAUUUACGAUUUUGCGCCCCUUACACCAGUUGUAUCUGAGUUUGGAAUUCUACUGUGCCCACUUAUUCCAAGCAUUUGCUCGGAAGUCUUCUUCGUUAUUGCAGGACCAGACGAGUAUCUUAACUCAACCAGAGUACCGGUGUACGGGUCCCACGCACCAGCCGGAACUUCUAUGAAGAACAUCCUACACUGGGACCAGAUCUACCAGGCAAAACAACCUCAGAUGUGGGAUUACGGGUCUGCAGCAGAGAACCUGGCUCAUUACAACAAAACCAAACCCCCUGUUUACCAGUACACCGGUCUUCAGGUUCCCACUAUCUUCUUCUCUGGGGGUAACGACUAUCUAGGUGACCCUGAAGACGUACUGUGGCUAAUAGGACAACUCCAGGCCGGCGUGUUGAAGCACAGCUACACAUAUGACGGAUACGCCCAUCUCAGUUGUCUCUGGGCGUUGAAUGCCAGAGAGUGGGUCUUCGACAAGAUCAUACAGCAUUUGAACGGGGUGUGGCAAUAGAAUGGAUUUUAAAGCAAGUUCAUAGGUGCAGCUUGUGUGAGAUUUUUAAGU